ACGGUGGAGAAGGAUAAACAAUUGCCGCUACCCGCCAUCUGCCCUCCCAGUUUCAUGUCUGCAGAACGCAUGCAUGACUAUGAAGAGACACCACGCUUUACUACCGACUCGCUUUGGACGUGGACAGUCGAAAGCUUCUCACGGGAGCCAUUUAGAGCUGGAUGGGUCCUCAAGCAGCUGCAUGCACUUCGGGAGAUGCGGCUGUUGUUACAGUUCGUGCUGGAUUAUCAGGCUUUCUCUGCAGCACAGCCCUCCGAGGAGAACUACAGGACCCUCCUCGAUGGUGGACUAUCACAGGCCCUUUUGGGUGUGGCGCUGGAUAGACGGCUCUAUGACCCGGCACAGUUCGAAUCACGGGCGAAGGUAUUGUGGGCUUUCGGCAUCUACUUACGCUCCAAAGUCAUUUUUCGCUCUUGCAGGCACAUCUCAUAUACACUUUUGGGACCCUCAAUGGUUUGGUUAAGCAUGCGCUUAGACAAUCUCCUGUGGCAGCAGCCCAUCACCCUGUGAACCACCCGACGUACGCAGUUCACUUGCUGGAAAACCUCCCUCGUUUGUGGGACCUUAUGCUUGAAAAUUUUUAUGUACUCGAGACCGAGAAUCUUAGUCCUCUGGUCAAUGAAGACACCAAUGCCGAAUCGCUUACCAUUCGGUGGCAGAUCAUCCACCUCGCUAUCUCCGAUAUGGAGUUACAAAAGACGAUGAGG
Phanerochaete carnosa HHB-10118-sp is the source of this 707-nucleotide messenger RNA. RefSeq lists its product as uncharacterized. The transcript has a single exon. The record is from RefSeq and is a predicted model, not a curated record. The coding region runs from base 55 to 510 and encodes 151 amino acids. Lineage: Eukaryota; Fungi; Basidiomycota; Agaricomycetes; Polyporales; Phanerochaetaceae.